Molecule: messenger RNA, 1083 nt
Organism: Salvia miltiorrhiza (redroot sage)
Lineage: Eukaryota; Viridiplantae; Streptophyta; Magnoliopsida; Lamiales; Lamiaceae
Product: putative late blight resistance protein homolog R1A-3
Exons: 3
Coding region: 1-1083 (360 amino acids)
Biological process (GO): defense response to other organism
Molecular function (GO): ADP binding
Source: RefSeq, a predicted model, not a curated record
AUGGGCCGUCCACAGUCUGGGCUUGAGCUUCCUCAGCAACGGUUGUAUCAUCGGAGGUAUCUUAUUGUAAUGGACGACAUGUGGAGUAAGAAAGCUUGGGAUGAUGUAAGGAUGUUGUUUCCUGACUCAGGUAAUAGCAGUUGGAUCAUAGUAACCACAAGGCUGCAUGAUGUGGCUGCUUAUGUCGACUCUUCUAGUUCCAUUCAUACUAUGAGUGUGUUGGAUGCACAUCAUAGUUGGAAUUUGCUAGAGCAGAAGGUGUUUGCCGGUACAUACUUUCCUAUUGAACUAAAAGAUAUAGGGAAGAAAAUUGUUCAAAAUUGUGGAGGACUCCCCCUUUCAAUCGUGGUGGUGGCAGAACUUCUAUCUAAGGUUUAUACUCGAUCCUCAUGGGAGCAAAUUGCUGCAAAUGACGAGCAGCUUGAAUCAAUAAUUGGUUUUGUAACACUUUCAAAUGGAUCUAAAAGCUUAGAAGAGGAGGCAGAAGAUUGUUUUGAGGAUCUUGUCGAGAGAAGUCUAGUUUUGGUCGCCAACAGAAAGUUUGAUGGGAAAAUAAAGAGUUGCAGCCUUCACGAUAUUGUGCGGGAAUUUUGCGUAAGGCAAGCUGCAAAAGAGAAGGCACUUUCGCUGGCAAGAGACUUGGUGUACAGUAAAAGAAUGGUGGAAAUGAUUCCAAACAUUAAAAAGCUGGGAAUAUGUUACUCCAAGGAGAAGUUUGAUGCGAAUGCGGGCUAUUGCCUCGACAAUCUUAAUUUGUUUUGUCAACUUGAGAAAUUGAAAUUGGAGAUGAGUGGAGGUUUUUUAUCGAGACAACUUGUUGAAACUGGAGGUAUAAAGUUUCCUCUACAACUGAGAAGGUUAACCUUGAUUGGUGGGAAGCUUCCUUGGAAUGAAAUGACCAUCAUUGGUUCAUUACCUAAUCUUCAAGUGCUUAAACUAAGAAACUAUGCUUGCAAAGGCACUUACUGGAUGACAAUUGAGGGAAAUUUUCGUGAGCUGAGAUUCUUGCUAAUUGACCGAUCAGGUUUGGUUGAUUGGAUAACUGAAGCUAGCCACUUCCCGAGUUUUGAAUUUGUUGGAUGA